GGCCACAACAAGGGGCUGAGAUAUACCUAUAAAUACUAAUUAAAGCGAAAAUAAAUCUUAUUAAAAUUAUAACCAAAAAUAAAUGGAAUCCAUAGAGCCGUUCAGUUUAUUGUGGGAGGAUAAAGAAAUCAAAUUUGAUACAGCCAAUAUCCAAAAACGCCUACGCAAUGGUGAAAAGGUUUUAUCCACUAUCUAUUAUAUUGAGGACACCAAAGGAAAUCCGGGAGAUUCUGGUCGCUUACUGGCUACUAAUUUGCGUAUAAUAUGGUAUUCUUUGGUUCACAAGAAAUUUAAUCUUUCCAUUGGUUAUGGUCGCAUUGCCAAUAUAAAUACUAAAACUGUAUCGAAUAAAACGCGUGGCAAUUGUUUGGCUUUAUAUAUUUUGGCUAUUGGAGGCAGUACCCGAUUUGAGUUCUUAUUUACGGAUGUAUCAGGCGAAACGGAACGUAAACAUAUACCCAUAUUUCAGAGUGUAUUUGAUAUAUAUCACUUAUAUCAACGUACCUAUUUGUAUCGUGAUCUAAAAUUGCGUGGUGCCAUUUUGCAAUCGGGUCAGUUGAUUAUACUCCCACAAGAGCAGGUGUUUAAUAAAGUGGAUGGUGUUUGGAAUUUAUCCAGCGAUCAAGGCAAUUUGGGCUCUUUUGUGGUCAGCAAUAUACGAGUAGUGUGGUAUGCCGAUGCCAAUGAGACCUUCAAUAUAAGUUUACCCUACAUGCAAAUCGCCAAUAUACGCAUACGUGAAUCUAAAUAUGGACCUGCUCUAGUCAUACAAACGGCUGAAACGGGUGGCGGUUAUGUUUUAGGCUUUCGCAUUGAUCCACCCGAACGUUUAACGGAAAUUUUCCAAGAACUCAUUUCUUUACAUUCGGUUUAUACGGAAAAUCCCAAUUUUGGUAUAGCCUAUGAAACAUCUGAAUUGGAGAAACAAAAUGCGUCGGCCAAUGCCCAGCGGAAGGAGAUACGCAUUGAAGAAUUCCAAGAAAUCGAUGAACGUCAGGAAAAGGAAAUUAACUCCAAGUUGAAUACUUAUUUGGCCGAAGGUAGUUUGUCGGUGGGUGAAGAAAAGCCUCCAAGGGAACCGGUCUAUUGUAAGGAGUUGGGUUUUGCCAUGGAACGGAUACGUGAUGGUUAUAAAUUGAAAGAUUUAUGGGAUGUUUUGCCACAGCAGAUGAUAUUACUGGAAGAGGAAUAA
Molecule: messenger RNA, 1192 nt
Organism: Calliphora vicina (urban bluebottle blowfly)
Lineage: Eukaryota; Metazoa; Arthropoda; Insecta; Diptera; Calliphoridae
Gene: BBS5
Product: Bardet-Biedl syndrome 5 protein
Exons: 5
Coding region: 83-1192 (369 amino acids)
Biological process (GO): cilium assembly; intracellular transport
Cellular component (GO): ciliary basal body; BBSome
Molecular function (GO): phosphatidylinositol-3-phosphate binding
Source: RefSeq, a predicted model, not a curated record